AUGCAACCCCUAAAUCCAUUCCUCGCUGCCUUCUUCCGAAGCUCCCUGCCAUCCCAGUGUACGCCGGUACAUCACCACAUCCUCCUGGUCCCGACCACCGAGGUACUCCUCACAUGUCGCGAGAUCGAGAGUGGCUCGACCUUGCAUGAGGUCCUCACUUCGGAGGAGUUCCUAGCUAGCCAUGUUCUCCGCAUACCGGCAUCCAACACCGCUGCGGUGGCCGGAGGCAAGGAAGUGGCUCAAAACUUGCGGGAGCUGAGGGGCAAGGCAAAGCAGUAUCAGACCAUUAAUGGUCGCACAGUUGUCAUCAAAGACACUCAUGUCUACAGUAAUAAAGGCUUCAAGUCGCUCGCGCAGGCACAGUUGCUCCACGAUUCCACAUGGUAUCCCGACUUGCUCGAGCCCCGUCAAUGGCUAAUCUAUUAUAUUUCGCGGCCCCUGGUGGGGGUAUGGGAAGAAAUAAAGAUCGAGCCGGCGAUUCUGAUUGAAGGGAUAGCGAGGAGACGAGCGCUCGAGCAGAGCCGAUCAUCCGCCGCCGAGAACAACGAGGGCGCCAUGCUGCCGCGCAAAAAAGAUAUCAAGAGCUUCCACGACCUCCUCAACCACUUCCCCAUCAUUGCGCGACAGAUGCAGCCCGGAUUGGAGAAGCUGUUUCGAGAAUUCUCAACUGUCUUUGAGCGACCGCUUCCACCGCCCCCUUCCGCCUUCCGAAUACCUGACCCCGAGCCCGAUGGACCGAUCACCACGGCGAUGCGAAAGGCUAGGUCCAACAGCAUGUCUGCGGCCAGGCGACCGAACGGGGUACCCAACGGACUGCCUGUGACAGAAAAUUUCUAUGCCGAGGACGACGAAGAUGUGAUGAGGGCGUCGCUUGAGACUGCUGUAACUGCGGCGAUCGAUCUGUUCCAGGGCGUCGACAAGCAGCAACUUUCGAUGCUUGGGGCCACGACGGACUUGACAGGCCCACUUGUCGAAAGGCUCAUUGAGAGAUAUGUCUCGGAGAAUGUCCAUCACCUUCUUUUUCCGCGCCUCAGUGCGUCAAAACGACCAUACGAUCUUGAGCUGGAGGCCAAGAUUCGACAGAUGGAGUUUAUCGACCUGUCUCAGCUGGGAAUUGCUAUUGAAGGCGGCUCCCGGGGAAGCAUGAACUCACGAUCCAGCUCGGUCUAG
Molecule: messenger RNA, 1170 nt
Organism: Colletotrichum spaethianum
Lineage: Eukaryota; Fungi; Ascomycota; Sordariomycetes; Glomerellales; Glomerellaceae
Exons: 2
Coding region: 1-1170 (389 amino acids)
Biological process (GO): early endosome to late endosome transport
Cellular component (GO): early endosome; transport vesicle; tubular endosome
Molecular function (GO): SNARE binding; guanyl-nucleotide exchange factor activity
Source: RefSeq, a predicted model, not a curated record